AUGUCAAGUGGUGAUAACCGCAGUUCGCAAAAGCACCUAAAACCCAUCAUUUAUCAUAAUGGCAUUUUUCAUUAUAUUGAAAACAAUUCACCAUCUAGAAUUGAUGAUAACACGAAAUACUCGUUAUUUCACAUUUAUAAUUUGAACAGAUCAUUCGAGGAACUUAAAAGUGAAAUCAUUGAAGCGGUCGGUGGUAACGUGACUGUUACCUUGGAGGAUGAGCUAUCCGUACCUCCAAUAGUUGACCCAGAUAACCUUUCGAGCUCAUCGUCUAAUAUGGAGGAUUCCUAUGUCACCGUAGGCGGGACUCAUAAGAAGGUCAAUAUCACCUUUAAGAACCAUCGUCACCGAGAUGUGGUAGAAAACAUUAGAUCUUCGGAUGCUCUCAAAUCAUUCACCGAAAAUGGAUUCGCCGACUGGAUUCCACUUGAUCUUGCCACGUAUAACAACAUCGAAAGAUCGUCAAAGUGCGAUCACCAAGAUCAUGGAUUAAAUUUUAGAUCCUUUAGUGAUGAAAUUGAUGAAAAUGUGUUGUACACCAUUGUUGAUGAAUUGAUCAACAAUAAUGAAGAGUCAGCUUUGAAGAAAUUGUUUCCCGGAAGUACCAUCCAAAUCCAUCGUGAGAUCCGUAAGAUCAAAAUGAAAGUCUUCUUUGUGGAGAUUCGAUACCCCUUUGAAUAUGAAUUUGGAAAGUUGGUUGUAGAAGUUUUAAAUGCUAUUAUUCAUGAUCGAAGAAUCAAUGCGGAUAAUGAAGCGGUUCACCACUCCUUUUUUAAGAGCGUCCUGUACCUCACGUUCCUUAUCGGUCAUAUGCUGUUUAUCAAUGAGUUAUAUGAAGAAUUAAA
Messenger RNA from Acaulospora morrowiae, 845 nucleotides. The record is from the annotation of a GenBank genome assembly. NCBI's taxonomy places the organism in Eukaryota, Fungi, Glomeromycota, Glomeromycetes, Diversisporales, Acaulosporaceae.